AUGCCAACACCUGUGAUCUUGGGCCCCGGUCCUCACGCGACUGAAUCCCAUACAGCCACAUUUGAUGGGGUCGAAAGCGUCUCCAUCCCAUCGGGUGCCGAGGAGGAAGCCGAGGAAGAGAUUCACGACCUGGCUAGGCGCCUGACUUCAUUGUCCCACGGAGGCGGCCACUCACUGUUUCCUGAGCCAUCCGACACCACUCUCGACCCAAAGAGCGACAGCUUCGACGCUCGAAAAUGGGCCGCGGCCUUCUAUAGCCUCCAGACCAAGGCUCUCCUCGGAAAUUCUCCCAACACGGUGGGCCUGGCUUUCAGGGAUUUGCAGGUCUACGGCCUCGGAACGACCACAGACUACCAAAAGACUGUCGGCAACUUCUUUCUGGAGGCGACCACACUGACUCGCUGCUUUUCUUCUUUAGGUAAGAAGCAGCGCAUCGACAUCUUGCACAACUUGGAAGGCGUUAUCCAGAAUGGAGAGAUGCUUGCGGUGCUUGGUCCACCCGGAUCUGGCUGCACGACGUUGCUCAAGACUAUUGCUGGCGAGACCCACGGGUUUUCUAUUGCCGAGGGAGCCACACUCAACUACCAAGGCAUCUCACCCAAAGAGAUGAAAACGACGUUCAAAGGAGAAGCAAUAUAUACGGCAGAGUUUGACCAUCACUUCCCCUACCUGACCGUCGGUGAGACUCUCUACUUUGCGGCCCGGGCACGGUGUCCCCAGAAUAUGGAUCUUCCGCAUGGCAUCUCGGAGCACCAGUAUGCCGAACACCUCCGCGACGUUGUCAUGGCACUUUUGGGUAUCUCGCAUACCAAGGAUACCCGGGUCGGAGACGACUUUGUGCGCGGAGUGAGUGGAGGAGAGCGGAAGAGAGUCAGCAUCGCGGAGGCAGUCCUGAGCUAUUCUCCCCUACAAUGCUGGGAUAAUAGCACACGCGGCCUUGAUUCUGCCAACGCAAUCGAAUUCUGCCGCACCCUACGUAUGCAGGCAGACAUUUUUGGAUGCAGCUCCUCCGUGGCUAUAUAUCAAGCACCCCAGGAAGCAUACGAACUUUUUGAUAAGGUCAUCGUCCUUUAUGAGGGCCGUCAAAUUUUCUUUGGAAAGUCCACCGACGCGAAAGCGUACUUCGAAGGCCUUGGCUUUCUGUGUCCGGAACAGAAAACAACUGCCGACUUUCUGACUUCAAUGACGAGCUCAUCCGAGAGAAUCGUGCACCCCGAAUGGAAAGGCCAGACGCCACCGCGGAGCCCUGAGGAGUUCGCCCAAGCCUGGAGAGACAGCCAGCAUCGCCAUUACUUGUUGGAAGAGAUUCAUCAUUUCGAGCAGCAGUACCCUUUUGGUGGCGACACGCACAAGCAGUUCUCCAUCACUCGACGAGCGCAUCAGUCCAAGGCCCAGCGAUCCUCGUCACCGUACACAUUGUCCUAUGUGCAGCAAAUCAGUCUGAAUCUUUGGCGCAGUUUUAGGCUGCUCAUCAGCGAGCCGUGGAUGACAAUCACGAUGUUGACGACGAAUUUCUUCGAGUCUCUCAUUAUCUCCAGCAUUUUCUACAACUUGGAACCAAAUUCCUCCAGCCUCUAUAACCGAAAUCUCUUGAUAUUCUACACCAUACUCAUCAAUGCCAUGGGUAGUAUCAUGGAGAUCCUGACACUCUAUGGUAAAAGAAAGAUCAUCGAGAAGCAUGCCAGGUAUGCGCUCUAUCACCCGAGCGCCGAGGCAGUCGCCGCAAUGCUCGUCGACCUUCCCUACAAGCUCGUCAACGCGCUAUUCAUCAAUGUGCCGAUCUACUUCAUGACGAACCUGCGACGCGAAUCAGCCGGGCCCUUCUUCUUCUUCCUGCUGUUCUCCUUCACCAUCACCGUUUCCAUGUCAAUGAUCUUUCGGUUCCUCGGCUCCGUCACCAAGACGACAUCGCAAGCGCUAGCGCCCUCGGCCAUUAUCCUGCUGGCAUUGAUGCUAUUCAGUGGGUUUGCCAUGCCUCAAUCAUAUCUCAAGGACUGGAUCGGAUGGAUUCGCUGGGUCAAUCCCGUGUUCUAUGCUCAGGAAAGUCUGUCACUCAACGAAUUUAUUGGACGGAACUUCACCUGCUCGCAGUUUGUCCCCAGUGGCCCCGGUUACGCAACCUCUGGUAUGGGCGAGCGCGUUUGUGACAUCGGAGGAGCGAUGCUGGGCUCCAGUUUCGUCAAUGGCGAAGAGCACCUACGUAUCGUUUACGGCUUUCUAGCCAGUCACCGCUGGAGAAACUUUGGCAUCUUGAUCGCCAUGACCAUAUUCUUCAUGUCUCUGUAUCUCGUCGCCGUCGAGCUGGUGUCUUCUGAGAGAUCAAAGGGCGAAGUUCUUCUAUUCAAGCGGCGGGCGUUGAAGAGUGUCAAAAAGAGCUUCGACGAUGUUGAGACUUUAGGAGCAAAUCAAUCACAACCAACGAUUCAAGUCGACAAUGACAGCGACAACUCCGACCUCACGAAACAGACGUCCGUGUUACAUUGGAAUGAUGUCUGUUACGAUGUGCAUGUUAAAGGGGAGACUCGCAGGAUUCUUGAUCACUGCGACGGUUGGGUCAAGCCUGGAACGUUGACGGCACUGAUGGGUGUCUCAGGAGCCGGUAAGACAAGUCUCCUUGAUGUACUGGCCAGUCGCGUCACAAUGGGUGUUGUCAGUGGGGAGAUGCUCGUCGAUGGCCACCUUCGGGACUCUUCAUUCCAGCGCAAGACGGGAUACGUCACGCAGCAGGACCUCCACCUUCACACAGCAACCGUUAGAGAGGCGUUGAGUUUCAGUGCCCUGUUACGGCAGCCUAAGCGGUACAGCCGGCAGGAGAAGUUGGCCUAUGUUGAUACUGUGAUCGAUCUCCUCGGUAUGCAGGAGUACGCCGAGGCCGUGAUCGGGGAUCUAGGCGAGGGGUUGAAUGUCGAACAACGCAAACGCUUGACUAUUGGAGUGGAGCUGGCUGCCCGACCGCAGUUGCUGCUUUUUCUAGAUGAACCGACGUCUGGCCUCGAUAGUCAAACAUCAUGGUCCAUAUGCGAUUUGAUGGAAAAGCUGACAAGAAACGGGCAAGCGAUUCUCUGUACAAUUCAUCAACCGUCGGCAUCGCUAUUCCAGAGGUUCGAUCGGUUGUUGCUACUUGCGAGAGGUGGGCGAACGGUGUACUUUGGCGACAUUGGAAAGAACUCUCACGUUCUCAUCGACUAUCUCAGCCGGCACGGAGCUCCAGCCUACCUGCCCGGAUCGAACCCAGCCGAGUACAUGUUGGAAGUGAUCGGGGCUGCCCCUAAGGCACAUUCCGAUAUCGAAUGGCCGGCUGUGUGGCGGGGUAGCGAGGAAUACCGCGCUGUUCAGUCUGAGCUUGCCAGAUUGUCAUCGCAUGCAAAUGAAAAGGGGGCCAUCGAAGCGACGACAACGGCAGACCACGACGCCUCGAUGUACGCAGAGUUCGCUGCUGGCUUUGGUGUGCAGAUACACGAGGUGACGAGGCGGGUAUUCCAACAGUAUUGGCGUAGUCCAUCGUACAUCUUUUCCAAGUCUGUUUUGACAUUUGGAUCGGCUUUAUUCAUUGGGCUCACACUCCUCGGGGGCAACAAUACCGAGCGCGGCCUCCGGAAUCAGAUGUUUGGGAUGUACAUCUUUCUCUUUAUCUUCAGCCAGAUGGUGCAGCAGAUCAUGCCGGUCUUCGUCUCCCAGCGGACCAUGUACGAAGCCCGUGAGCGGCCGGCGAAAUCGUAUUCUUGGAUGGCCUUUAUCGGUGCGAAUGUCAUUGUUGAGAUGUUUUGGAACUCUGUCAUGGCCAUCUUUUCGUUCCUGUUUUGGUUUUAUCCCAUGAGGCUGGAUCGCAACGCCGAAUGGACGGAUGCUGUUCACUCGCGCGGCAUCACACUGUUCCUCAUCUGCUGGGUCUUUUUCCUAUUCUCGAGCACGUUUGCGCACCUUCUGAUUGCCGGGCUCGGCAGCGCCGAAGUUGCGGGCGGAAUCAUGAAUCUGCUCUUUAUCCUCAUGUUUGCUUUCUGCGGUGUACUGGCCGGCCCGGAAGCGCUGCCCGGCUUCUGGAUCUUCAUGUACCGCGUCAACCCCUUCACGUACGUCGUCGAGGGCUUCCUUAGCGUCGGCCUCGCCAAUGCGCCAGUGACGUGCAGCGCGGCCGAGCUGCUUGAGUUUGUUGCGCCCGCAAACGGCACCUGCGGCGAGUACAUGGCCGAGUACAUACGAGAGAAGGGGGGAUAUUUGCUGGAUGCCGGCUCGAAUGCUUGCCAGUACUGCGGCAUGGCCGAUACGAACGCGUUCCUAUCGAGCAUGAGCAUGAGCUUCGACAACAGAUGGCGCGAUUUCGGGCUGAUUUGGGCGUUUUGCGUCUUUAAUAUCACUGCGGCGGCAGUAAUCUACUGGGUUGUGAGGGUCCCGAAGAAUGAUUUCAAAAGUCACAGUUCGCGUAAGGCUUGA
Messenger RNA from Colletotrichum orchidophilum, 4431 nucleotides. Its product is annotated as ABC-2 type transporter. Gene Ontology annotation, molecular function: ATP binding; ABC-type transporter activity; ATP hydrolysis activity. The transcript is spliced from 6 exons. Gene Ontology annotation, cellular component: membrane. The coding region runs from base 1 to 4431 and encodes 1476 amino acids. The record is from RefSeq and is a predicted model, not a curated record. Gene Ontology annotation, biological process: transmembrane transport. NCBI's taxonomy places the organism in Eukaryota, Fungi, Ascomycota, Sordariomycetes, Glomerellales, Glomerellaceae.